AUGUCGCCUACAGCAGCUCCACCAACACCACAAGAAAUCAUCAGAAAACUAUCAGUACAUUCAGUUUCGCGGGAGAGAGUAAAGACUGCAUCAUUUUCAGGAGGACCCGUUUCUGGUACAGAAUCAGACUCUGAUUCCAUCCUGACGCCGGACGUAUCGACGCCAAUGGGGCACCCGCAGAGCAUGCACGUUGGUCCCUCAUCGACGUCACACCCGCCCCUCUCAUCCAUCGCUGAGCGGCGGUCGGACAGUGGAGAAGACUCAGAGGACGAAGAUGCCGCAGAAGGCCCGGGAGGAUGGAAGACAGCGGACGUGCGUACCAAGCCACGUAACUCUGCGGACGAGAGUGUCAUCAAGGCGGGUUAUCUGUGGAAGAAGGGCGAGCGCAGAAAGACGUGGAAGAAACGGUGGUUUGUGCUGCGCCCUGCGCACAUUGCUUAUUACAAGAGCUCGGCGGAGUACCAGCUUCUGCGGCUUCUAGAGCUCUCAGAUGUACAUUCGUGCACACAGGUCAACCUUAAGCGACACGAAAAUACUUUCGGGCUGAUCUCGCCGACACGGACGUAUUAUCUGCAAGCUUCGACGCCGCAAGAUAUGCAGAGCUGGGUGAAAGCCAUCGAGGACGCCAGGGAGACGCUGCUGGCGACAUCAACACGAACAUCCGCGGCGACACCCAUCCCCAUCCCCCGUCCGACCGCAGAAAUGCGGUCAUCAUCGCGGGGCGCGAUUCCGCUUUCGUCCUCCCCUAAUAAUAUCAUUACAUCGUCUGACUCGGAGGAUAACGCUGGCACGUCAAUAAUGCAGGGUUACUCGGCGGCAUCGCCCACACAGGCUGCGUUUUCCCUACCACCGAGUAAGGCGUCUGUCCCGAAUAAAGAUCCAGGGAAAACCGUUCUUUCAGGGUAUUUGAUGAAAUGUGGAUCCAAACGCCGUAAUUGGAGGAAACGGUGGUUUGUUUUGACGGGUGAAAAGCUUAUGUAUUCCGGAAGCCAUAUGGACACAAAACCACACAACCAAUUCCCGUUCAGCAGCAUCCUCGAUGCCCUGGAAUAUGAUCUCCACAGGCAACACCCAACAAAUCCAUCCGUAACCUCGCCACCGCAUGGGAUGAACCAUGCUGAGGGUAACGACGAGGUUAACAGUACGCACACGUUUAAAAUCGUCACCACGAAACGGACAUUGCUGUUGUGUGCGCCGAGCGAAGAUGAUGAAAUCAAGUGGCUGGGCGCCAUCCGUGCGUUGAUUGCCCGGCGCAUGGAAUCCGGUCAAAUUCCUGGCAAGACGUCAUCCAAGUCACCUCCGGUCGCUGGUCACCAACACCACGACGGAAGCGCUGGUGCAGGCGCUAAUGCAGGUGUUCCCGCUACUGCUCCCGCUGCGAGCGGGGGCUCAGUUGCUGCUAGCGCCGGAUCGGGGAUCAAGGCAAAAGUGCGCCGGUUAUCAGCAGCGGGUUCGAUCAGCCUGGGGCAUCAUGGUGAUCAUGCUCCUCAUCAUGAGAUGCGAGAGGCCAAGGCAUCUUCAUGA
Psilocybe cubensis is the source of this 1524-nucleotide messenger RNA. RefSeq lists its product as uncharacterized. Bases 1 to 1524 code for a protein of 507 amino acids. The transcript is spliced from 4 exons. The record is from RefSeq and is a predicted model, not a curated record. Lineage: Eukaryota; Fungi; Basidiomycota; Agaricomycetes; Agaricales; Agrocybaceae.